AUGGAGAGAGGCGAGCCAAGAGCUUAUGAUUUCAAUUGGGAUGCUAUUCAUUUUGAUGACCCGGACUUGAGUAGCCUCGGGGAGCCAUUCACCGAGGAGGAGGUGCGGAAUGCGAUCAAUCAAAUGCCCGGUGAUAAGGCGUCGGGACCGGAUGGGUUCACGGGCAUCUUCUUCAAGAAGUGUUGGGACAUUGUCAAAGUCGACGUCAUGAACGUCAUUCACCUAUUUGGGGGCCUCCACGCCGAGAAUUUCCAUUGGCUUAACUCCGCCAAUAUUGUCUUGUUGCCCAAGAAGGAGGGGGCGGAGCAAAUCGCCGACUUUCGGCCCAUAAGCUUAAUCCAUGCCAUCGCCAAGAUCAUUUCCAAAAUGCUUGCACUUCGGCUUGCGCCUCUCAUGGAUGAGCUUGUCUCCAACGCGCAAAGUGCAUUCAUCAAGAAAAGGAGUAUACAUGAUAAUUUCCUCUAUUUCAAGAACCUUGCCACAAGAUUCCACAAAAACAAGACCCCGGCUUUGCUUUUCAAGCUUGAUAUUAGGAAGGCUUUCGACACUGGUCCUUCUCAAUGGGUUGGCCGGCUCCCCAUUACCCAUGGCCGGGGCUUGUGUCAAGGCGACCCCCUCUCCCCGCUCCUCUUCGUAAUCGCCACUGACCCGCUCACACAAAUAUUGGAGCAUGCUAGAACCCUCGGCCUCAUACAUAAACUUCGUGGUCGCGGGAACAUCCUUAGGACCUCCUUAUAUGCGGACGAUGCGGCGGUGUUCGUGGCCCCCUUCAAGGAGGACAUCCAAAAUUUUGCAAAUAUCCUCAACGGCUUCGGCGAGGUGACCGGCCUUUGUACCAACUUCCAGAAAAGCUCCGUUGUUCCUAUCCGGUGUGGCCAUGUGGACCUUGAUGAUGUGCUUGAAGAACGGGCUGGCGACUCAAGGAAACCGAAUAAGCCGAAAUAUUCCAAAUUUUCACAGCAGGAGCUUCCAGCAUGCAAGCCAGUACUGACACCUAAAAUUGUCGUUACUGUCUUCUUGCUAAUUGCGUUCCUAUUCAUUCCAAUUGGGGUUGUGACUCUGAAUGCAUCACGACAGGUUGUCGAACUGGUGAAGAGAUAUGAUAUAAGCUGUGGGCCCACGCAUGACAAGAUCGGGUUCAUUCAGAAUUCCGAGACUGAAAAAACAUGCAAUAUCACACUGCAGGCGACUAAAUACAUGAAGAGUCCAAUCCUUGUAUAUUACCAGAUUGGCAACUUCUAUCAAAACCAUCGAAGGUAUGUGAAAAGUCGAAGUGAGAAACAACUCCUGUACAAGAGUGCUUCCCAUUUGACAAAAGCAUGUGAUCCUGAAACUAAUACCACUGGUGGUGCUCCAAUUGUUCCAUGUGGCCUUGUUGCUUGGAGUCUAUUCAACGACACAUUCACAGUUGAGGUCAAUGGGGAGACUAUUGAAGUAAAUAAAAAGGAUAUAGCUUGGAAAAGUGACAAGAUGCAUAAAUUCGGCAAUGACAUCUAUGCUAGUAACUUCCAGAAGGGAAAACUCAUAGGUGGUGCUAAGCUAAACCAGAGCAUACCAUUAAGUGAGCAAGAAGAUCUCAUUGUUUGGAUGCGAACAGCUGCCUUCCCAACUUUCAGAAAGCUAUAUGGCAGAAUUGAGAAAGAUAUCAUGGAGAAUGCUACAAUAACUGUGGUUAUACAAAAUAACUAUAACACAUAUAGCUUUGGAGGAUCAAAAGCGGUGGUCCUUUCUACUGCAUCUUGGAUUGGAGGAAGAAAUAAUUUCAUUGGUAUUGCGUAUCUGACUAUUGGUGCUUUAUGCCUUUUCCUUGCUAUGGGCUUUACAGUUCUGUUCAUGGUUAAGCCAAGAGAUGGAUAGAUAUACCCUUCUACAUCAAAGCCAAUAGACUGAAGUUCGCUUUCUUGGGAAUAAAGGAGGAUUUCAGUGGGUAAUUUCUUC
Molecule: messenger RNA, 1938 nt
Organism: Lolium rigidum
Lineage: Eukaryota; Viridiplantae; Streptophyta; Magnoliopsida; Poales; Poaceae
Product: ALA-interacting subunit 3-like
Exons: 10
Coding region: 1-1857 (618 amino acids)
Cellular component (GO): plasma membrane; endoplasmic reticulum; Golgi apparatus
Source: RefSeq, a predicted model, not a curated record